UAUGCUAUUAAAAAUAAUUAUUAGUUCGUUUUGACGUGUAUCUUUUCCUAAGGGGACAAAAAAGCGAUCGAUCAAAACAAAACGCAAGAAAGGUGUUUCGCAAAAUUAAUAAAAACAAAAGCUUUGGCAAAACUCGUUUUUAUAAGAUCCUUUUAUUUAAGAAAUAGAAAUAUGUAUUUUAGUAAUCACAAGCCCGUAAAAAUGAUGAAAUCAUCCGCGCAACAACAGAGUUCAUUUUCAAAACAACAGAAGAAAUAUAUUUGCAUAAAUUGUGGGCAUCCAAUUGCGGAACUGUAUAGGAAAUAUACAAAUACCGCGAUCAAAACAAGUCAUUGUGAAAAAUGUCACAAAGUAGCGGACAAGUACAUCGAGUUUGACCCGAUAAUAAUCUUGGUGGAUGCAAUGCUGCUAUCACAGGAGUCUUACCGUCACAUGCUGCAUAACCGGAAUUUUAAGCUAAAUUGGAAAUUGUCCCUUGUGCUGUUAUUGCUCGAAUCGUUUGCACUAUGGAGACAAAAGGGAAUCGUCAGCUUACAAAAAGAUGUGUUGCAACAUGAAAUCAUUAGUGAGAAGGGUUUCUAUAUUUGCUGCUUACAAAAUAUUAUAGAUUACGUUAUUAUCACACUAAUUUUGUUGAUUGUAGCCUGUGUACAGCGUCCAGCACUAAUUUCGUGUACAGGCAUUAACAAAUUCGCUGUUAUUCUACUAAAAUCGAUCACUAUAGCAAAUUUAUCAAAAAUGUUUCUUCUACCACUUAUUGUAUGGCGCGAAAAUACUACAGAUCUGGGUGCUAAUAUACAUCAGUUACUCGUGCUGGGCCAUCAUCUAUUAGCUUUGGUGUAUAUUUAUGCUAUAGUAGGAUCUUUUAAAAAAUUACAAGCUUUUUUUAUCAUAUUACCGGCUUUUGUAGUAAAAGAAUAUAUUAAGAGCAAUAUUUCAGUUUACUUGGAAUACUACUUUUGAAUAAAAUUAGUGUUGAACAAAAA
This is a messenger RNA of Rhagoletis pomonella (apple maggot), 986 nucleotides long. RefSeq names its product protein ARV1-like. The transcript has 4 exons. Gene Ontology annotation, cellular component: Golgi apparatus; cortical endoplasmic reticulum. The record is from RefSeq and is a predicted model, not a curated record. NCBI's taxonomy places the organism in Eukaryota, Metazoa, Arthropoda, Insecta, Diptera, Tephritidae. The coding region runs from base 172 to 963 and encodes 263 amino acids. Gene Ontology annotation, biological process: sterol metabolic process; sphingolipid metabolic process; intracellular sterol transport.